ACACCUGAUAGCAAACAAAACCGAUCAACGACAUCGAGUUGGAUGAUCAGAACAGAACAGGUGGGUGAGAAAAAACAACAAAAAAACGGAAAAACUCCCCCCGUUGAUGCGACGGCGCCUCGCCGCUUAGCGUUCAUAUUCUUGUGCGAAGUUCCGCUCCCAGUCGCGUUUGUCGUUCCAUUCAACGAUGUCCAUUUUGUACGUUGGCAAAACCGAGUUCUGUUCGGGUUUUCCGUAAACUUUUCCAAGUUUUGGUGCGGCCGUUUUUUCCGAAAACUCAAGUUUUUCUGUGCCUGAUCUGUUUUGACUGUUGGACGAGACAACAUCAACAUGUCGGCCGCUUUGUGUUCGGUGCUGAUUUUAGCCGGAUUAACAGUUGUAGCGGCUCAAACAAAUUCUCUGGAGAUUCAGCCGAAGUCCAGGCCGAUCCGCAAAGAAUUGGGAGAAAACCUGGUAUUGACUUGUCGGCCCAGCGUUCCAAAUCCGGAAUUAAUAUCAAAUUUGGAAUGGCGCGACCGAAAAAAUCGUCGAAUCGAAAUCGCCCAGCGGAACGGCCCGAUUUACAUUCAGAAACUUUCUGGCGACGUGGGCAUAAUGCUGGUUUUUACUGGCUUGACUGAGGAACAAUCAGGAACGUACAGUUGCCAUGCGAACUACGCCAAUACUGAGCCUCUGUCCGCUUCAGUAGAAGUAAAUACAUUUAUUGACGUCCAAUUUGUGGACGCUCCCGAAAAUCAAUAUCCAAUAGCGGGGAAGAACUACAAGAUCCGAUGCCACGUGAAAGGUGAACCUUAUCCACUCAUCGACUGGUACAAAGGCGACACUUUAAUUGCCGAAAACUCGGAAAACUACAUUCGACAGGCCGAUGGGCUCUUUAUCAAAAAUGUAACUGAAGCUGACGAUGGCACCUAUAAAUGCGCCGCUGUGGUAAUGCAGACUGGCGUUUACAAGUCCAGGAACAUUAAGGUUGAAGUCCAAGUGCCUCCACAAAUUCUACCACUAGAACCAGUCGAAGUAGUGGAAGGUGAAACAGCAUCGACUAAAUGCGCAGCCACCGGCAAACCGCCUCCAGUUUACCAAUGGAUUAAACUGGAUCAGCGCAACGAUCUUUCCAGCACCGACAGGUUUAACGUGAAGAACAGAACAGGCGAACUAAUUAUGAACCGGGUGGAAUUCGGCGAUGAUGGGAUGUACAAGUGUGUGGCAGAGAACAGUGCAGGCCGAGUGGAGACCGAAGUUCGGAUUAACGUUUUAGUGAAACCGCAAAUUUACGAAUUACUGAACGUCACUGAGCCCGUAACAAACGAAACGCGAAUUACAUGCAAAACCAAAGGGCGGCCGCCUCCGCGCGUUACUUUUCGCAAGCUCAGCAAUCGAGAUCCGUUUUCGGUUGGCCAGCAGCCAGAGGAUGAACGGAUCACUUUGACCCAAGAAUCUGCUAUCGAUAGAGGCGAAGCCUCUGGAACUCUUCACAUCAAAAAUCUGAGUCGGAGCGACGAUGGUCUCUAUCAGUGUAUAGCCGAAAACAAGCCGGGAGCCGCAUAUCGAAACGGGCACAUUACUGUGUGGUUUAAGCCCACAUUUAAUCGAACGAGAGAUUUGCCGCCGGUUUGGAGUUGGGAUGGCAGGCCGGGAAAUUUGUCUUGUUUGCCCGAAGCCAUUCCGAAUGCUACAAUCGUGUGGCGAUGGAAUCAAGUCGAAAUAUCCGAGGAAAACUUCAGCAACGGCCGAGUUUCACGGAACAACUUUCAAGUGCAGGGUCGCAGCCCGCAGAGUUUUCUCAUUGUGAAACCGUACAACGAACAACGGUGCUCCCUACAUAGUGGAGAACCUAUUCCCGGAGGUGACGUAUCAUUUCCGGUUCGCUGCCCGAAACGACGUGGGUUUGGGGCCCUGGUCGAAUGCGCCCUCAACCACAAUGCCCCGCCGCUCAGUUCCGGCAGAACCAACUGUUUUAUUGCCCGUYAACUUGACCUACAAGCAGGAACUGGCUGGACCUUAUUCGAAUCAUUUCGAGCUACGAUGGAACGUGCCGGCAGAUAAUGGGGAACCGAUCGAAUAYUAUCUUGUCAGAUACUGCAAGAUCGAACGGAACAACGGCGAAGAGAGUGAAGUCGAGUGCAGCGAGAACAUCCAGCAAUCGGUGCAAUACACCAACUACCCGUUGGAGAACUUAAUGCCCGAUACCAUUUACAAAGUGGAAUUGAGGGCUCACAAUGCGAUAGGCGACAGCACACCCGCCACCAUCCGAAUACGGACAGCACGAGGUAUUGGACCAGUGCCGGUUGGGAGCCCCACUAUGAGCAGUUCAUUGAUCAUUGGAAUCGUCGUAGCAGCGAUCAUAAUCAUCUUGAUAGUGGUUGAUAUGACUUGCUACUUGGUGAACAAAACCGGACUUAUCGCUCUUUGUUGCGAGCGAGCGAGAAGGAAGACAAAGGACGAGGAGGAUCCCAAGCUCGGAAGUUACAAAGCGGCACCGGCCCAUCCGAAUACCCUCAACUUGCCCCAACCAAUCAAACUGGCUGGAACUCCUUCAGAAGAAAAGGAGCCAUUGAACCAACCGGUGGGCAAAUCGGUAAGCGUGGAGUUCGAUGGAAGGCAAGUCUACACCAAAUCAGGCGAAAUAAUUGGCAAACAUUCAGCUGUUUAAUCAGCGGUGGCGGUGCUGAAUUUAUUUAUUUGAUGAAAAAUGCGCUUUUGUUCGGAAAAUGUAACUGCCAAGUUGUUGUUAAUUAAAUAGCCUAAAUAUGCUCAGAAACUGCAAAAGACACUGUUGUGCAAUCACUAGUGAGCAUACCGAAAAUUAGACUCAACUGUGUCUGCAUGACAAUACACCUAUAAGGUUAAAGAGUCAGUUGAUAAAAGCCAACUAAGGAAUGAACACAGUGAAAAAAUUAAUUUAAAAGAAACGAAUUCAUGUUAACAAAGCUUAAAGCAUUAGUGUUUUGAAUUAUACUUAUGUGCCAAAUAGCUGCAUUUUUUGUAAUAAUGUUGACAAAACUAAUUGUAAUUAUUUUAUAUAAGGUGGGUGAAAAUGUGCAAAUAUCAAUGUUGUUGCCAAAAGUAGAGCGAAAGUAGCUACUUGACUAGAGCAAAACUUUCAACUCGGAGCAAACUCUCAUUUACUGUUGUGUGCUUAUAUGUGAAGAUGUAACAUUUCAAUCGAUCAUUAAAAAUUGCCAGUCAAAAAAUCAUUUCCUAUAGAUAAUAGAUAGGGUACAAACCAUUGGAAGCUUAUCGUGGAUAUGUACUUUAUGUUUUGCUCAUUAAUUACAGCUCUGGCAAAAACUAUUUAUUGUAGAUUACCAAAAUGUAUUUUUAGUUUUAACGACUAUUUUGUAUUAUAUUAGUGUAGCUUGAUGCGAAAUGGCAAGUGAUGAAUGCUAGGGCGUGAGUGAACGGGGGUUUAUCUAGCCCUAAGAGUAUUCCAACGCGUUAUAGCUAAUAGAGCACUUCAUUUUCUUAAUAUCAUUCCAAACUCAUCGACCCACAAUUCAGUAGGCCUUUAUCUACUUAACUACAUGAUAAGUUUGUUUUCCCACUACCAAAGGAUCUACCUUUAAGUUAGUUAGUUAUAUUUAACGCGUAGAUGUUUACAAAUAUUCAUGACAUAAAUGGAUUGUAUGUAGCUUUUGAUAUUAUUUAAAUAAAUAUAUUUGUCCAA
Messenger RNA from Dendroctonus ponderosae (mountain pine beetle), 3664 nucleotides. RefSeq names its product fasciclin-2. Lineage: Eukaryota; Metazoa; Arthropoda; Insecta; Coleoptera; Curculionidae. Gene Ontology annotation, biological process: cell adhesion. Gene Ontology annotation, molecular function: protein binding. Gene Ontology annotation, cellular component: neuron projection; membrane. The record is from RefSeq and is a predicted model, not a curated record.